GACACUCACUAACGGGAACCAGUUCGUUGAUCACCUACACAAUUAGUUCACGUCGAGAAAUAUACGAAAAUAUACUCAUCAGUCAAAAUUAUCAGUCCUAAAUAUCAAGAUAAAACACGUUUAUCGUAUCUAUAUUGCAAAUUGCCAUUGUUCGUAUCGUGUGAAAGUGAUAGCUAUUCAAAAAAAGUAAAAGUGAAACGUGGAUAAUCUGCAUACAGACGGAUUUCAAAAGGUUUUGGCAAUUUAUUCGAGGAAGUGUGGAAACGUGAGUGACUUAAAAGAGUUAAAGAGCGAUUCAUCCAAGAAAAAUCAGAUAUAAUCACGAGCAUAAGCGAUGGGCUCACUGCAGCAACACUCAGUCCUAAAGGGGAAUAACAUAAGUUGGAAAGAUAAAGAUAAUAUUGUACACAGGAUUUUCCAAGAGGUUGCCAAGAAUUGUGGAGAACAAGCAGCCAUAAUUCAUGAAGAUGAAAACGGGGGAAAUUACUCCUUUUCCUACAAAGAGUUGGAGUCAUCAACGAAUAGAUUGGCAAGAACCCUGAGGAAGUUAUCGAAGCCUUCUACGAAGACGGAUUCAAUCAUCGCUGUCUCUAUGAAACCUUCCCAUAAUCUCCCAAUUAUUCUCCUCUCAAUCUUAAAAUCUGGUAUGGCUUACCUACCACUCGAUGUAGAAUUUCCCGCGUCAAGAGUCAAACAUAUUCUGGAGGAAUCGGAACCGCUCAUGGUCAUCAUUGACGGAGAUUGCAAAUCAAUUUACGAAGGAACACAAGUGUCAACUCUUAACGAGUUAUGGGAAGAGUCUGUAAACGAAUCUGACGAGUCGCUCGAUCACAAUGAAGAUCCUGAACAACUUGCCAUAGUCCUUUACACGUCUGGUAGCACCGGAGUGCCGAAAGGGGUCAGGUUACCCCAUGCCACCUUAAUCAAUCGUCUCCAGUGGCAGUGGAGAGAGCUGCCCUUUAGGGAUGAUGAGCAGUUUUGUAUUUUCAAAACGGCUCUAACUUUUGUCGACAGUGCCCCCGAAAUUUGGGGACCUCUUCUUCAAGGUCGAACGAUCAUUGUUGUUCCGAAACAAGUUACCAAGGAUCCAGAGAGAUUUAUCAAUACUCUCGAGAAGCAUAAGAUCCAGAGACUUGUUCUUGUACCUUCUCUUCUUCAGUCAAUGCUCAUGUACCUCGACAUUCGUAAUGAUAUCGAAAUGUUGAAAUCUUUACGACUCUGGAUAUGCUCCGGUGAAACUCUCUCGCAGUCAUUGGCCCAAAAAUUCUUCACAAAAUUUUCAACGUUCAAGCAUACACUUGCAAAUUUCUACGGAAGUACUGAAGUCAUGGGCGAUGUCACGUAUCACCUACUAAAUGAACCGAGUCAAUUAAAAGAUAUCCAAAAAGUGCCCAUUGGACGGCCUUUAGAUAACUGUAUCGUUUAUCUGGUGAAUAAAGACCUUCGUUUGGUGGCACAGGGAGAUGUUGGUGAAUUAGUGGUGGCAGGUAGAAAUUUAGCCGCGGGUUACAUCCGCGGACGAGAUCCCCACAAAUUUGUCAACAACCCUCAUGCCAUUGACCCAGAAUAUUCAAUGAUCUAUCGCACCGGUGACUAUGCAAGAAUCGUGAAAGGAAUGUUUAUCUAUGAAGGACGGACAGACUCGCAGAUCAAGAUCCGAGGACAUCGGGUUGAUCUUGCGGAAGUUGAAAAAUCCGUUGCCGCCGUCCCUACUGUGGAUAAGGCCGUUGUACUGUGUCACAAACCUGGGGAGAUAUCACAGGCGUUAAUUACAUUCGUAACUCUAAAGGCAGGAAGUUGUGCAUCUGGUUUACAAAUUGAAAACUACCUGCAGAGUACAUUACCAUCGUACAUGAUUCCUCAAGUCAUUGUUCUAGAAAAUAUACCGCUACUUUUCAAUGGGAAAACAGACAGACAGACGUUACUGAGAAUGUAUGAAACAUCGAGUUGUAACAGAGAUGCUGACAAAAAAGUAAGCUGUGACUACACAGGAGUUCCCAAAAAACUACUCCCCAAAGCACAAGUUCUUUUCUCCACAGUCGCUUCCGUUCUCGGAAGCAGUGGACGAUACACGGUGGACAUAAGUGGAAAUUUCUACGAACUCGGAGGAAACUCAUUAAAUUCGAUUUACACCGUGACAAAACUUCGUGAACAGGGUUUUGAGGUAGGAAUUACCGAUUUCCUCAAAGCAAAAAACAUGAUGGAAAUAUUGGAAAUGAUGAGCAGUACAUCCGACAGCAAGAAUGUUAGAAAUGAUCCGGACAAAUCUAAAUUUAUCAUAGAGAUGUUGGAUCAUUCCCAUAGAGAAGAUGUCACACAUGUAUUGACUGAAAGUUUCUACUUGAAAGCCGAUCUGGAGAGGUGGCUGGCACCAGAUAUUUUGAGAAGUGAUUACCACGAUCUAAUAGCUGCCCUUUGGGAUCCCCUCGUGGAGAAGGGAUUUAGUUUCGUUGUGAGGGCAUCGGAUGAGAAGAAAACUAUGUUAGGAGUAGCACUGAGCUUUGAUGCAUACGAAGAACCUGAAUGUGUAAUCACCUCGAAACUUGCAAUCGUCUUUGAUUUCCUAGAGUACCUCGAGAGUCCACUUCGAGAAACGAAAUUGCCAGUUGGCAAGGGUAAAAUUCUUCAUUGUUAUAUGAUGGCUACUAAUACUGACCUCAGUCCCGCCGAUAAUGUUAUUAUCAUGAGUGUAAUGGAAAGGGAGCUUCUCGACCUGGCAACUGAAAAAGGAUUACUUGGAAUUUUUACUACCAAUACCAGUCCUCUUACACAGCAACUGGAUGUUGAUGUCUACGGCUACGAAGUCCUCCUCGACUACCAGGUCAACCAAUAUGUUGCACCUGAUGGUACCAAACCAUUCGGUGCAGCACCUGACGAUCAAAGAGCGGUCUGUUGUUGGAAGACAAUCGGCCCAGAUCAUUGAAGGGGCACAAAGAUAUUAUUCCUGUAAAUAGUUUUGUAAAUACUAAUUCAGAUAGUUUUUACAUGCACCGGCAUGUAUUUUUUUAAUAACUCCUGGGUUAUCUCCACUAAUUCCAUUUGAUAUGAGAAUGAGAAUAUACGAAGUAUCAUUCGGUGAGAAUAUCGAGCCCAUUGGAGUUCAUUGGAGCCUUAUAUUCAAGAUCACGUGGUACACUCAUGGUAAUGAAGUAUUCCAUGUUAAAUGAGUCAACGGCUUUUGGAAAUUGAUGUCGAUUUUUUCUACGAUUGGGGGACAAGGAAAACUAUCUCUC
Diachasma alloeum is the source of this 3233-nucleotide messenger RNA. It is a transcript of the gene e, whose product is annotated as mycosubtilin synthase subunit C. NCBI's taxonomy places the organism in Eukaryota, Metazoa, Arthropoda, Insecta, Hymenoptera, Braconidae. Bases 335 to 2923 code for a protein of 862 amino acids. The record is from RefSeq and is a predicted model, not a curated record. The transcript has 11 exons.